Molecule: messenger RNA, 657 nt
Organism: Striga hermonthica
Lineage: Eukaryota; Viridiplantae; Streptophyta; Magnoliopsida; Lamiales; Orobanchaceae
Source: the annotation of a GenBank genome assembly
AUGAACGGUGGAGAUUUGAAUGAAUCGGCUGCGCCGGUGAAAUCGACGGCUCCGAUCACUCGGGACCUGCUCGGCGGGUGUUGUACCCUUGACUCCAAGGAGUUGGACCUCGAUUUGCAGGUCCCUUGUGGAUGGGAAAAACGCCUCGACCUCAAGUCAGGAAAGGUAUAUAUCCAGAGGUGCAAAUCGUCCCCCUCGUCCUCCUCGACCUCCGAACCAAAACCGGACCUCAAUUUCCCGCCUAAAUCGUCAAAACCGACGACCCUAACCCUAUUCGACGACGCCAGCCUGGACAUGGAGCUCGUGGCCCCACUCCACGCCGUGUCAUCACCCUCCAACUACCAAAGCGUGUGCACGCUCGAUAAAGUGAAGUCCGCGCUCGAGAGGGCCGAGAAGGAGAUUGUAAUUAGGAAGCGCUCGAUUUCUAUAUCAAGGUCACAGUCAAAGUCGUCAUCACCGACUCAGUCGACCUCGUCGUCAUCUGUCGAUCUCGAUCGCGAGGAAAAAUCUACGGCCUCGAUUGCGGCGGGUUGCCCUGGUUGCUUGCUUUAUGUACUGAUCUCGAGGAGUAACCCUAAGUGCCCGAGAUGCAACAACGAGGUGCCCUUGCCGGGCUCGGUUAAGAAGCCGAGGAUCGAUCUUAAUAUGUCGAUUUGA